Molecule: messenger RNA, 3050 nt
Organism: Hypoxylon fragiforme
Lineage: Eukaryota; Fungi; Ascomycota; Sordariomycetes; Xylariales; Hypoxylaceae
Exons: 2
Coding region: 583-2322 (579 amino acids)
Source: RefSeq, a predicted model, not a curated record
GGCAGCCCCCCGCCUGGACUUGACAGACAAGACGUCCCUGCCUGUCUGGCCCAGACAGUCUGGGGCUUACCAAGAAAAAAAGAGAAGAAGAAAAAAAGGAAAGAGAAAAGAGGAAAGAGCAAAUUAAGCGCGCCAACCCAACUGUAAAAGCCCUCUCUGCCUCUUCUUCCAUCUCUCAUUCCUUUUACUUUCUCCCACUUUCUCUUUAUCUCUUCUACAUAGUAGUAUCCCUCUCCCCCUCCAUCCCCACCCCUACGCGGGUUAUUUUUUUAUUAAUCAAUUAAUCAAACCACACUCCACUCCUCUUUUCCUCACACGUACCGUAUAUACUCAUUGGUAUUAGACUGAAUCCCUCUUUUUUUUCUUGUCUUACCUCUUUCGCUACCUUCCCUGUAUUACCUCGCUACUAUAUACAUAGGUAUACACCCUUCCCCCUUCCCCCUUCCCACUGUCGUGCGACUCUCGGCCUAAGCACACAACAUCACUGAGCCCAGCUCCCCCGACUCGGGAUCAUGGGCUCCUUGCUUUCCGACCGCGUCUAUAUCGGCAUACGGUGAAGGUUGGGACACCGACCGGAAACAUAUGGGCCUGCACGAGGCGCAACUAAGGAACUCGGACGCGAUGAGCCAAGAUCUCGUCCAUUUGAUUCGGAAACCGCAGCUGUCGCCCGAAUCUGUGGAUUCAGCCUUGAGUCCCACCGAAUAUACUCAUGACUUAAUACCCUAUGGCCUCACUCAGGAAUCUUGCUUACAUCCUGCCCCGUGGUGCAGCGAACAGCUCGUGCAAACACCCGACUUCGCCGAAGAAAUCGAAUCGCCCAAUGGCUCAGUACAGACCCCGACUGGAUCUAAUGCAUCCAAUGCAUCUAAGCGCACUCAUCGUAAGAGAACUCAUAGCCCAGAUGUCUGGGAAGCUCACAAGGCCGAGAUUGCCCGGCUCUAUCUAGAGGAGAAUAAACGUCUCAAGGAUGUAAUGGAAAUCAUGGAAAGCCAAUGGGGCUUUCGCGCCUCACAAAAGAUGUACAAGACGAAGCUCACCCAGUGGAAGUUCUUCAAGAACAAUCGCCAAACAGACGUAGCCAACCUCCUCUACUUGCAGCGCCACCGUCUCGCUAUCGGAAAAGAGAGUACCUUCCGGCGAAAUGGCAAGCCUCUCGAUGUAGAGGCGUACAUGAGGAGAAGAGGAAUUAGCGCUUUUGACCUGGUCGAGGUGGCGGAUUCCAGUGACUUGCCCCCGACUGUAAGAUGCCGAACGCCGCCCUCGCUUCCGAAAAUCAUAGAUCCUCCUGAUGACCUCCGUCUUAAAGAGAGGUUCUUCCAGUGGACGUCUCAAAAAUUCGUGAAGCCUCGGCCGAUUGAGACCGGUUACUUAAAGAGGCUCGAGUCACACCAUACGAGUAAAGCCCUUCAUUCCGUUCAGCUCCUAACCCAUGGAUGCUGGCUUUUCUCCACCGGCCAUAACCAGGAGGGCGGCGACUUUUGCCGCGGAGCCUUUGCCCUCCUACAUCAUAUCCUCGACACAUCGGCCUUCCUUUCCUUUUUCGAAAUGAUGAUGACGAUUCGCCGAUACCCCAAAGCCGAAAUCAUCAAGGAACUCUGGAGCUAUCUCUCACGGUACGCGGCGGCAAUCGAUGGAGUAAAUCAACCAUUGUGCCGAGUAUUGACCGCUUUCGCCAACUUCUCACAACAUCAUAGCUUGGAGUACAAUAUAGAGAUCUUGGACUGGGCUUUGAGAUGGGCCUCUGGCCGAUUCAACAGUUCCUUCGACGGGAAGCCAUUUGACUAUACCAUGCUGAAACCAUGGGAUCUCGUUCCUGUAGGUGAAUCAUAUCACCGCUAUUACCUAUGCUUGAACCACUGGGAAGUCGAUUCCAUCCCAACGGUGACGAUACCGAGUUUAAACGAGUUCGAGGACCCUUCGAGUCUACGAGCGGACCUACUUCUCAUUUUUGGUAACCAAACCUCCUGGCGUGAUGAUAGGAUAUCCAAGGUUGCGCUCAAAGUUCUAGAACAAAACCGGUCGUCACCCAAGCCCUCUGAUUAUUUGGAAUAUGUCUGCCUAUACGCUACAGCCCGGCAUAGUAAAGUGCGAUCUGCUGGGGAUGACGCCACGAUAAGCAUCGACCACAAGCUAGCAAGGGAAUACCUGCAACUAGCUGUGGAUCUUCAAGGACGCGCUUGGCCUCCGGGAAAGAAUUAUUUCGAGGCUUUAACGAUGCUCGAAGAGUGGUAUCGUGAGGCUGGGGACUAUGAAUCUGCGGAUGCCGCACGAAGCAAACGCGACCAGAAUCAAAAACAUGUAUUGAUUGCUUUGCGUAAAUGAAGGGUGGCUGAGGCUUUACCAAAAUGAGGUCAUGCGGCAUGACUACAUUUGUGGAGGGGAACGGAGCGAGCGUUUGGCUUGACUACUGGUUCAGUUGGGAAGCGUGCUUGUCUGGCGUUGAGGCUCUUGGGAGAUAUAUAUCCUGCCAUUUUUCUUCUUUAUUUUUGGGUUCAUCCCGAACGCGUAUAUAUCUAUAUACCUACUUAUUAAACCCAACCACCCUAUUCUAUCUACUAGUUGAACUCUUCUGAUCUUCUGAUUAGUUUGAGAGUCUUACUGUACGCACAGAUAGAUGUAUUCGUGAUUCAAUAAUGACAUUUGGAUGUAUUUCGGGAAUGUAUAUGGAAUAUAUAUGGAUUGUUGAAAGAUCGCUUUGAGUAUAUCGCUAAAUUUCUUUUUCAUGGGCCAUUCUCCCUUCCACGACAUUAUAGAAUAAGUUGCCUUCUUAAAUAUGUGACUAUUGCCAUAUCCGGUUCCGAUGAUGAUGACAAUGUUGAUUCUUUGUCUUGCCUCUUGUCUCACAGUGGUGGCGUUGUAAUAUGCUUCAAGAAUGAAUAGAAUCAACCCGAUAGACACAAUCUAUAUAUAUGACAUAACACCACGAUAUACUAUAUAGUUAGUUAACUAGAGUAAGAAAAGGAUCAAGGCGAGGUGCCGUAGGCUAGAAAGCUAAAAAGGAGGCGUGUGGCCUAUUCUAUCUGGAUUCUGGAUCCCAUCCCAAUAGUACA